Molecule: messenger RNA, 1493 nt
Organism: Sabethes cyaneus
Lineage: Eukaryota; Metazoa; Arthropoda; Insecta; Diptera; Culicidae
Product: glutaryl-CoA dehydrogenase, mitochondrial
Exons: 6
Coding region: 156-1427 (423 amino acids)
Biological process (GO): fatty acid beta-oxidation using acyl-CoA dehydrogenase; fatty-acyl-CoA biosynthetic process
Cellular component (GO): mitochondrial inner membrane
Molecular function (GO): flavin adenine dinucleotide binding; glutaryl-CoA dehydrogenase activity; fatty-acyl-CoA binding
Source: RefSeq, a predicted model, not a curated record
AAAGUUAGACUGUGACGUUGGGACGUGAUUGCUGCCAUAAAUAUAAGGCUAUUUCGCCGACAGUAUACUGAAUGUAAUGUGAUUGGUUCAAUAUAUUCUCUUAAUCCAUAAUAGUUACAUUGAAGAAAGUAUUAAUUUUGCCGAUAGUACUAGAGAUGACUUCUAAAAUGCUUACUAGUAUUUGUCGUAUGCGAGGAUUAAGUAAUCUGCUUAGUGCAAAGCGUGGUUUAGCUUCUACUUCUAAUCAACCCACUUUCAACUGGGAAGAUCCACUGAAUUUAGAAUCACAACUACGAGAAGAUGAAAUUGCCAUUAGAGAUUCCUUCAGAUUGUACUGUGAAGACAAACUUAUGUCGCGUGUGAUUCAGGCUAAUAGAGAUGAAGUAUUCCAUAAGGAAAUAAUGAGUGAGUUGGGGUCCUUUGGCGUACUUGGUUGCACCAUCAAAGGAUACGACUGUGCAGGAGUUGGUAAUGUAGCCUACGGAUUAUUAACUCGUGAAGUGGAGCGGAUCGAUUCUGGGUACCGAUCUGCCUUCAGUGUGCAAAGUUCACUCUGCAUGGGAGCUAUUUAUGAUUAUGGCAGUGAGGAACAGAGGCAAAAAUAUCUGCCUCGUAUGGCUAAGGGGGAGUUGAUUGGAUGCUUUGGUUUGACGGAACCUAAUCACGGCAGUGAUCCAUCUUCGAUGGAAACACGAGCAGUACAUGAUCCAAAAACCAAAACAUAUGUUCUAUCUGGCAGUAAAACGUGGAUUACCAACUCGCCUGUAGCGGACAUAUGCAUCGUAUGGGGCAAAACCGAGGAUGGUAAAGUGCGAGGUUUUAUCAUAGACCGAGCAGAAAGUUCACAAGGUCUAUCAACACCGAAGAUACAGGGAAAGUUUUCAUUACGUGCCUCCGACACCGGCAUGAUUCUCAUGGACGAAGUUCGUAUUCCAGAGGAAAAUAUACUACCAAACGUGUCUGGGAUGCGGGGUCCAUUCGGUUGCUUAAAUAACGCUCGAUACGGCAUCGCUUGGGGAGCGCUUGGUGCAGCGGAGUCUUGCUUGAAGUUGGCUAGAAGCUACACACUGGAUCGAAAGCAGUUUAAUCGACCAUUAGCGGCCAAUCAGCUGAUGCAGAAGAAGAUGGCCGACAUGCUGACUGAAAUCAAUUUAGGUUUAGCGGCUUGUUUACAUUUAGGUCGUUUGAAAGAUCAGAAGUUGCAUACUGCUGAAAUGAUUUCUAUGCUGAAACGGAACAAUGCCGGUAAAGCGUUAGAGAUUGCUCGAGUCGCUAGAGAUAUGCUUGGAGGAAACGGCAUUUCCGAUGAAUAUCACAUCAUUAGGCAUGUUAUGAAUUUGGAAGCGGUAAAUACGUACGAAGGCACACACGACAUCCAUGCGUUAAUAUUGGGUAGAGCUAUUACAGGAAUUCCAGCCUUCUCGUAACGUUGGAGAUGGAUUAUUCUAUGCAUUUAUUAUUGUUAAAAUGAGUUUUAAAUAAAGCCAGUUCUG